Molecule: messenger RNA, 2179 nt
Organism: Chara braunii
Lineage: Eukaryota; Viridiplantae; Streptophyta; Charophyceae; Charales; Characeae
Source: the annotation of a GenBank genome assembly
GGGGACCGAUAUUUUGGAGGGUGGCUGUUCACAAAAUCUGUUUAUAGAUAUUCAUCCUCGUGAGCCAUGGAUUCUGUUCAUGCCUGAUGACAAAUCCGUACAAGUGUGGAAUUAUGAAGAUGGGACAAGGGUCUUCUCCUGGAACGUCCCUAACACAAGGCAGGAUGUGAAGCGGGCUAAAUUCGUUGCACAGAAAAACUGGAUUGUGGUGAAGCGUUACAAAGACUCCCCUCGGCUAUCAUGCUUACAGGUGUAUGGCAUACAGGCUUUGAACUUGCGGCACAUCAAAACAUUGGAUGCACCUGAUAAAAAGAUGAUAUACAACUUUGCAAUCCAUCACGUCCUACCUUAUCUCGUUGCAUCCUUUGAGGGAGAGGACAGAAACAUUUCUUUGUGGGACUGGGACAGGGGUUGGGAGGAGGUAGCAUUUGAAGGUCAUUCGGAUGAUGUACAUGAUGUGAAAUUCCAUCCAACGGAGUCGUUAAUUUGUGCAAGUGUUUCAUACGAUUGCACAAUCAAGAUAUGGGAUAUGGAACAGAGGUGUGCUUCAAGAACCCUGAAGGAUCCCAAGAUGGAGACACCUGUCAGAUUGGACUUUUGCAGUGACCACAACAAGGAGUCCCUGCUCGUCACAGGGCAUACAUAUGGCGAAGUGAGAGUGUGGGACUAUAGAAGAGGAGAAUGUAAAGCCAAGCUUCUAGGACAAUUCAGUUACAGUGUAGAUUCAUGCUUCUUUCACCCAAACUUGCCGUACAUCUUCGCCAUAAGCUAUUGGGGCGAGGGCAUAGGACUUUGGAGUGAGUCCAGCUAUCAGCAGGUUCUGCUUGAAAAGAAUCCGGGAAUAAGGUAUCCUUUCAUAGCAGUGCCUUGCAGACACUCAAAUCUGAUAAUGGUUGGGGGUCGCGGAGGGUUCGCAGUCGUCGAGGUGGUCACAAGUGGGAAGGAAAAGAAGAAGGUGGAACAAAAGCAGAGGUCGAGAUUGCUUUCUUUGGAGAAGCAAGUCAAUGAGCAAAAUUUAAUGCAGAAAGAGGAAGUCCAUGCCAAGUCUGAAUGGAAGUGGCAAAUGGAGAGAAGAGGCACAACCAAUACGGAGCAGGAAUACUCAAAAGUGCUCCAAAAACUGAAAUCGGAGCACCAGAGAAUGGAGAAGAACUGGAAGCUGAUGAUUGAAGAGUUGGAGCAAAGAUUGGGAAUGGAAGUGGGUUCAGGAGAAGUAAGGGAGUACUCUUACAAGGAGCUUCAGGAUGCGACCGACAAUUUUGACAUCACGUGCGCGUUUGGCGAUCAUGGGGAUCAAAAUGGAAGUAAUACUAUUUACCGCGGGAAACUAUGCAGCGAGGUUACCGCAAUAACAGUGAAGCAGCUCGGCGACACGGACGAUGGGCCCAAGCUUCAUCCCUCCGAGUUCCGGACAAAGGUCGUCGACAGGUUGAAGGUGCUGAGGCAUCCCCAUUUACUCACUCUGUUGGGAGUCUGUUGCGAGGAGAAGUGUCUCGUUUAUGAGCACAUGGAAAACGGAAGCAUCAAGGACUGCAUCACCUGUGGAGAGGGCCAAGGAAGACGGUGUUUGCCGUGGUACGCUCGCUUCCGCAUUAUGGCAGAGGUCGCCCGCGCGGUGUGCGUCCUUCACUCAAGUUCGCCUGCCACAGGUCACCGUGGUCAAAUCAUCCACGGUGCCAUCAAGCCGGCAAACAUUUUCCUCGACGAAAGCUUCGCCGCCAAGCUCGGUGAGGUGGAUAAGGCGUUGCUUGUCGCUGAUCACAGCCAAGGAGCGCGAAGAGGGGCUGGAGAAACUUCCAUGCGUCUUGUCCUGGGAAGUAACUCUCAGUACAUAGCCCCAGAGUAUUUUCAGUGCGGCGUCCUGAAUGAGAAGACGGACAUCUACGCGUUGGGUAUCACUCUCUUGGAGAUGUUGACCGGGAAGUUCUGGAACACACUCGGCAUUGUGGAGGACGCUAUUGAAGACGAGGCAGCUUUCAAGAAUGCUCUGGACCCGAAUGCCGGCUGUUGGGAUAUUGCUCUGGCUCAGGAAAUCGCCAACUUGGGGCUGAGCUGCGCCAGUUUCAGUAAGCAUUGCCGACCAAACAAGGUGUCCGAUGGUAUUAUGCCGGUGCUUGAGCAACAUUGCCCAGAAGGUGGCGUUUACAGGCUCUCUUAAGGACCCAUAAGCCAAGGAGUC